AUGCCUGACGUCUUCUUGUUGCAAUUCCUGCCUUUCAGCAAAGAUGUGCGUCUACCAGUUCAGCUUCAACGCGCUAUGGCUGCUGAAGCCGAAGCUGCAAGAGAAGCCCGCGCUAAGGUUAUUGCAGCCAGAGGUGAGCAAAAGGCCUCACAGGCCCUGAAGGAAGCAGCAGACGUAAUAAAUGAGUCGCCAUUCGCCAUUCAAUUGCGCUAUCUGCAGACGCUCAGUACAAUUUCGGCAGAGAAGAAUUCUACUAUCAUCUUCCCGCUGCCAGUUGACCUUGUGACGCACUUUAUGCAGGGCAAGCCCUCCUCUUCCUCCCUCUCCGCCAUCCCUCCCUCUGCGGCUUUUACUCUUGGUGGCGGUGGUGGCGGUGGUGGAGGUGACUCCUCGGACAGCAAUCACGCCGCCGCCUCUGCUGGCGGUCAUCAAGGCUUCGGUGUUCCUCCACCGGCUCGUCGACGUCAGAUCGUUGGUGCUGUAACCACUUCACCGACAGCAGCCAAUGAAGCGUUUGCUGUGUAA
Molecule: messenger RNA, 525 nt
Organism: Hydatigera taeniaeformis
Lineage: Eukaryota; Metazoa; Platyhelminthes; Cestoda; Cyclophyllidea; Taeniidae
Source: the annotation of a GenBank genome assembly